Pelobates cultripes (western spadefoot toad) is the source of this 209-nucleotide messenger RNA. NCBI's taxonomy places the organism in Eukaryota, Metazoa, Chordata, Amphibia, Anura, Pelobatidae. The record is from the annotation of a GenBank genome assembly.
GGAAAACAGGCGAAUCACCUGACAGUCACGAACACCAACGCGAACCAAGCGAGCAACAAGAACAUGAGGAACGAAAAAAACUCCCCGAACGGAGAGCCUAACGCGUUCGGGAGUUUGCAACAAAACGACACGAGGAAACGAAAACACAAGAAAAGGGAGAAUAAACCCAGACCGUUACGACGCCGUGGGACUGCGACCGUGGCACAAAG